CUCGAUUCUAGAAUCCAGCGGCGAGGCAGGGGAAGAGAGGGAACGGGAGAGAGAAGGGGAGGAAGAGGAGGAGGAGCGGCGGUCAUAAUCUUCUUCCUCGUAGAUGGUAUCCACAACCCCCAACUUCCCCCAAGAGGGUCUCAUUGUUUCCAUAGGCGGAAUUUGGAGAUUCCUUAGCUUUUGCAACGGCUGGUGGCGAGCAUUAUUAGGGUUUUGGGGAAUGGUGGAGGGAAUCAAAAUCCCCUUGCUUUUAUAUUAUUCCGCGUCAACUAAGAAAUAAUAGUUCCUAGUACUAGAUUGCUAUUGCUCACCUACCUCCCCCAACUCCAACUACUGCUGUACAGUACCAUUUGGAGGGAGAAAGACACGAUUUUUCAGAUCGAUCCUUCUUGAGAAAGAGGGGAAGAGAGAAAGUAGAAUGACGAAGGGCAUAGCUGAAGUGGGUAUUGAAGAAUUAGCUAAAGCCGGUGGUUUAAGCUCAGAAGAGGCCACGGGAAUCCAUAAAGUCAUCCGACAAGCCAUAGCAGUAGUGGAAGCGAAAGGUUCUGACCCAAGAGAGGUAUGGUAGGAAGUGGUGUCCAGAAAAGUGUUAAAGCCAUGGCACCCACAUUCGCUGCUUCAGCUGGUCUACUACUCUGUGUAUUCCAAUUGGGAUUCUUCCACCAAUGGCCCUCCCCUUUACUGGUUCCCUUCCCUGUAAUGUUUUCUUUCACUCUCUGUUAUCCGCAUUCACUUCCUUUUAUUGAUGAGUGACAUGAGUCUAUUUUCUUGUUGCUUAGAGAAGUCUAAUUACUGUAUGAAUUAGUAUAAUUGUUCUUUGGAAGUCGAACUAUGCAAAGGUCUAUUAAAUCAAAAGAUGUUUGGCAGCAAAGAAUGAUAUCUUGGCAUUGUCACUGUAUGAGUCAGUUUUAUUAUCUCUCUUUUUAAAUGAUUAAAAUCUGCUCCUUGUACAGAUAUCAAUCUAAACUUACAAACAUAGGACAUGUAAUGGAGACUUAUGUUCCAAAGUUAUUAGGGACUUCCAAGGCCCCAGUUACAAGUCUUAACCUUUUCAGGAAAUUCUCUGUUGAACAUUCUGAGGCUUAUUGGUUAGUUAUUCUAAAAGAAUGCUAUCAAUUGUGUUUCGGGAAGCUCCAAAAUGCAUUCUAGAUACAUUAGACAAGUCAAAACCUGGGGGUAGAUGGCUUCCAGGUUCACUUUUGAAUAUUACUGAACGUUGUUUAUUACCCUCAAGCCAUCCAAAAAAAGAGGAUGAUAGUUGUGCUGUUGUAUGGAGAGAUGAAGGGUGUGAUGACUCAGAAGUAAGCCAUAUGACAUUAAAAGAACUUUGCGAACAAGUAAUGGAGAUAAUCGUGUCUCUUCCUCUGUUCCUGACAUUAAACUCAGAAGUGAGCC
Molecule: messenger RNA, 1395 nt
Organism: Rubroshorea leprosula
Lineage: Eukaryota; Viridiplantae; Streptophyta; Magnoliopsida; Malvales; Dipterocarpaceae
Source: the annotation of a GenBank genome assembly